CGGACACCUAUCAGACUUCAAUAGCUGCGGCUGCAGAAGAAACUGCCAUGACUUCUCCAGUCAACAGCUCAAUGAGGGCGUAUUCUGCAGAGAUGCCUUCUUAUGGCCAGCUGUCACACUUGUCAUACUUGGCAGGGCAAUCGCCUUCGCGGCGCAUCUCUGCAGGGACUCAGACUCGAGAGAUUCCACAAGUCGACGACGAAAGUGCCUCGAGUGAGGAGAGCGAUGAUGGCCUUGGACCUCUCCCGUUGGCCCACCGUGUCUCUGCACAGGUCUUGGGCUGGGGCGCCGCUGUUUCACAACACCGCCGCAGUUCGGCGGAGGACCUCGUCAGACAAGGAAUGAGCCAAGCACAAGCCAAUGCAGAAGUGGUUGCACAGCACCGAGAGGAAAUCUUAUACGAGCUAUUCUCACGGUAUGUUUUGGUGAUUGGCAUGUUCUCUCUCGUCCUGAGUGCUGCACUCCUUGGUCUAGCUACAUGGCAUAUUCUGGAAUACGUGAAGUAUCAUGAUGUAGUUUGCGAAGGUUCUUUGAAGCUGCUGACAAAGAUCAUUCUCGGCAUUUCCUUUUUUGAUAUCGUCAUGGGUACAAGAGUUUGUUGCAUUGAGAUUGAUGAAACCUCCGUGCCAAGCAGAUGGAGAUGCAAAGAUUGUUGCGUAGUCCUGCUGCUUUGUGUGAUGGCCAUUAAUGUUUGGAUUCUUUUGUGGCUCGGUGCAGCCUCGAAGCGGGGCAACAUUGAUCCGUACGAUCCGACGAUGGAUGUGUACCACUUGCCCAGCUGCAGAGAAAAAGCACCGGGACUUUGGGAUGCCACUGUGGCGCACGGCAUCGGCCUGGUGACGUACACCAUCUAUUUGAUGGUGAGCUUUGUUGGGGUUGGCAAUAUGUUGGGGGCCAUGUUGCGUCGCGGCUUGUUAAGAUCUCGUGGCGCUGCCCCAGUUGGCUGCUUGGAAGAUAGCACAGUGCCAGUCGUGGAAGUCGAGGAGGACUAUGAAUGCCUAAUUUGUUUGGAAGAGGUCGACGAAGAGUCUGGGGUCAUGACCAAGGAAUGCCACCACAUUUUUCACCGACAGUGUCUAAAGCACUGGUUGCAAGUAAACAGCACAUGCCCUUUGUGUCGGCUGAGCUUAGCCAGGCAUUAAUUAGCCAGACGUGUACAGCAAUCAGCUGAAGUCAAUCACAAUUUGAUCCAAUGUUUCUGUCCCCAACUGGCAGCCCUCUCCGCACCAAAAUCACAUUUCUGUCUACGUGCAUGUCGUGUCUGCCAAGCAAACGCCAGUCCUCUAUUGCAGCAGGUGUUUCGUUUGGAACAUUGAAAUGAACGUUUGGCGAUGCACAUUUUUUGUUUUUUGCUACGUUGGGCUUUGCAGCUUUCUCACCAGCCCAUGGAUUCAAGAAUUCACGCCAUGAAGUUAAACCG
Messenger RNA from Durusdinium trenchii, 1420 nucleotides. NCBI's taxonomy places the organism in Eukaryota, Dinophyceae, Suessiales, Symbiodiniaceae. The record is from the annotation of a GenBank genome assembly.